This is a messenger RNA of Selaginella moellendorffii, 1305 nucleotides long. Its product is annotated as LRR receptor-like serine/threonine-protein kinase GSO1. Gene Ontology annotation, molecular function: protein binding. The transcript has a single exon. The record is from RefSeq and is a predicted model, not a curated record. Bases 1 to 1155 code for a protein of 384 amino acids. NCBI's taxonomy places the organism in Eukaryota, Viridiplantae, Streptophyta, Lycopodiopsida, Selaginellales, Selaginellaceae.
AUGGCGUUAUUUCUAGUGUUGGUGCUCCUCUGUGUUACAGGUAUUAGUGAUGUAGUGGCCAAACCUACUCUCGAUUGUGCAGCUCUACUGCUCCUCAAAUCUUCCAUCACAAAUGACCCAAUUGGAUUCCUCACGAGCUGGAACAAAACCAAUCCAAACUGCUGCCGAGGCUGGAAGGGCGUAAGAUGCAACAAAACUACGUCCCGAGUGAUCCAUCUCAUGCUCAGCAAUGGCCAGCUCUCUGGAACUCUCCACGAGAGCGUUGGAUCACUCUCGAGCCUGGAAAAGCUCGAUCUUUCCUACAAUCACCUGACAGGGGCAAUUCCAAGCACGGUUACCAAGCUCUCUCGGCUCCGGCUGCUUGAUCUGGCUUACAACUAUGGAUUCCAGGGCAGCAUUCCAUCUUCCAUUGGUGACCUUUCCAGCUUGCAGAGGAUCCGGCUCCAGUCUAACAAGCUCACGGGCAGUGUUCCAUCUUCGUUUGGACUGCUCUCCAGCCUCGUCUACGCGGAGCUCGAUGAUAACUCUCUCGCUGGCCAGAUCCCCAACGCCUUCACUCGCAACUUAUCCAAUCUGGCUUUGCUCGAUCUCGCGAAAAACAAGUUGACAGGGCUUCCACUGAAUCUCCGCCGCCUUGGACGGCUUGGAAUUCUCUACUUGAGUUCGAAUCCACUCACUUUCGACACCAUCCAGGGGCUCUCCACGCUGCCUUUCCUGGGCGAGCUCCACCUUGACAACUGUGGUCUCCAAGGCCCCAUUCCACCAUGGUUGGCGACCCUCAAGCUUCGAGACUCAGACGACUUCCUCACGUCUAUGCUGAGCUUGUCAAGCAACAGUAUAUCUGGUCCCAUUCCCCGGACGAUUUCCAGCCUUUCCAGUGUUGAGAUCCUGCGACUGAGCAGUAACAAGUUUUCCGGGGCGAUUCCUUCGUCCAUGGGAAGCAUGCUGAGUUUGAAGCAGCUAUCUCUGGAGAAUAACCAGCUAAGUGGUGAGAUCCCCAGAAGCCUGGUAAACCUGGACUUGUUGAGGUGGUUUAACGUGAGUAACAACAAGCUGAGCGGACAGAUACCUCAAGGUGGAGCGUUUUCUACGUUUGAUGCUAGCUGCUUUGCAGGAAAUCCAGGGCUUUGCGGAAAGCCUCUGCCUUCAUGCUAGAGAUAACAGUAACAAAGGAAGGUAAGACUGAUAAGCAGCAAAGAUUAAAAAACUCAGGCUUUGCAGGAAAUCCAGGGCUUUGCGGAAAGCCUCUGCCUUAAAGCUAGAAACAAAAGAAGUUAAGACUGAUAAGCAGUGAAGAUUAAAAAA